Molecule: messenger RNA, 2310 nt
Organism: Papilio machaon (common yellow swallowtail)
Lineage: Eukaryota; Metazoa; Arthropoda; Insecta; Lepidoptera; Papilionidae
Gene: spas
Product: spastin
Exons: 11
Coding region: 163-2157 (664 amino acids)
Cellular component (GO): microtubule cytoskeleton
Molecular function (GO): ATP binding; ATP hydrolysis activity; microtubule severing ATPase activity
Source: RefSeq, a predicted model, not a curated record
AUAGGAUGACAAACGUCAGAAACUCAGAUAUUGUCAAUAACCAUCACACACAGCUUGCGCGAUUUAGUUUAUUUUAGAAUUAUUAAAUAGAAUAACAAACGUGUACGUCUUUGUCUUGUAUGGCAUUUUCGUGUUAAGCUCCUGGGAGCGUUAGUGUUCUUGAUGGUUUCGGGUGACGAUUCCAAUGGUGGUCGUUUAUCACGGAAAACUACGAGGUCUCCGAACCGAAAAUCGAAAAAGGCAGAUGCGAACCUAGCAAAGGGUUCAGCGUUGCGACAUGACUCGCAACCUUCAGUUCAUAAAAGAAAUCUUUACGUCGUUUCUUACCCUAUCAUUAUUUUGUUCAACGUCCUCAGAUCUAUUUUGUACCAGUUGUUUAUAAUUUUUAAAUAUUUGUAUUCGGCUUCGCACCGGUUUAUGCAUAAGCCUCGUAAGAACGGCGAGUGUAAUUUGGAAGUGGUGGUAAAAGACGGCGUGAUAUCGACUGAGUUAGCUCCAGAAGACAUGUCUCACACACACAAUGUGGGACCAGGGGACCCUCUACUGGCCAAACAGAAGCAUCACCAUCGCAAGGCUUUUGAAUACAUAUCAAAAGCCUUGAAGAUUGAUGAGGAAAAUGAGGGUCAGAAAGAGCUAGCGAUAGAGCUGUACAAGAAAGGCAUUUAUGAGCUGGAGAGAGGUAUAGCUGUUGACUGUUGGGGCGGCCGCGGCGAUGCCUGGCAGCGCGCACAGCGCCUGCACGAUAAGAUGAAAACAAACUUGGGCAUGGCAAAGGAUCGAUUACAUUUCCUUGCCAACCUUGUCGCCCUCAGUAAGUUGGGCGUAGAGAGUGAGUCCGAGCGAAGCGACAAAAAGGCCACGGAGUCGCCUCUAAAGGGGCGCAGGCCCUUAGAGAAGUCCAAGACGACACUACUAGCGCAUACAGAAAGUAACAGUGGUCAAACGAAGCCACCGAACGAAGUUGCGGGUCGCAAGCUGACAACCGCAAGUAGACGUGUGCCGGGUAACGGCGGUGGACCCCUCAUGAAGUCUCAGACACUACCCAGGUCCAUGGGACGCUCUUCAUCCCAGCCGAACAGUUCCAAUGGGGGCUACGGUCGGUACCCCCUGAAACCCGCAUCCACGCCCCCAGCAGUUAAACGACAACUUUCGGGUGGUUACCAAGUCCCAGUGAACGGUUCGCCAGUCCGGCGCGCGGGGUCACAACGAGGCACGCCGACCCGCAGCCGCACGCCGCAACCCCUCGCCGUGCGCGGGGUCGACCCCAAGCUUGUGCAACUCAUACUAGACGAGAUCAUCGAAGGGGGUCCUAAAGUGCACUGGGAUGAUAUCGCUGGACAAGAGGCAGCUAAACAAGCAUUGCAAGAGAUGGUAGUUCUUCCUUCGCUCCGACCUGAGCUCUUCACAGGUCUUCGGUCGCCAGCUAAAGGAUUGCUGUUAUUUGGACCUCCAGGAAAUGGUAAGACGUUAUUAGCUCGAUGUGUGGCAGCGGAGUGUUCAGCGACUUUCUUCUCAAUAUCGGCAGCGACUCUCACAAGCAAAUACGUGGGAGAUGGAGAGAAGAUGGUGCGAGCUCUCUUCCAGGUCGCCAGGGAACUGCAGCCGUCCAUAAUAUUUGUGGACGAAGUGGACUCUUUGCUGUGUGAGCGGUCUUCGGGUGAGCACGAGGCAUCUCGUCGCCUCAAGACCGAGUUCCUGGUGGAGUUCGACGGGCUGCCGGCCACGGGAGCCGACAGACUUAUAGUUAUGGCCGCCACUAAUCGACCACAGGAAUUAGAUGAAGCUGCCCUUAGACGUUUCCCGAAGCGUGUGUACGUGUCGCUGCCGGACGCGCGCACGCGGGCGACACUGGUGCGGCGCGUGCUGGCUCGCGGGGCGGCGGGCGCGGCGCUGGCGGAGGCUGAGCUGGCGCGGCUCGCGGCACUCACUGACGGGUACUCCGGCAGUGACCUCACCGCGCUCUGUAGAGAUGCAGCACUAGGACCUAUUAGAGAGUUAGACCCCGAGGAGGUGAAGUGCCUGGACUUGUCUCUAGUCCGCAGCAUUACAUUCCAAGACUUUAUGGACUCCCUGAAGCGCAUCCGACCUUCCGUGUCCCCCCACAGCCUCGCCGCAUACGAGAAGUGGUCCGUGCAGUAUGGAGACCUCGGCCUCUGAAUACAGGUAUUUACUACAUUUAAAGGAAGUAAGUGUAUUUUUACUCCGGGAUUCCGUGAGUUGUUUCAAUAGGAAGGGAACUAUGACGAAAAUACAUCAUGAAUAAAGCCCUACGAAGAUAACAGAAACGACGUUAAUUCCAUAUUUAUAUUA